Molecule: messenger RNA, 1212 nt
Organism: Scleropages formosus (Asian bonytongue)
Lineage: Eukaryota; Metazoa; Chordata; Actinopteri; Osteoglossiformes; Osteoglossidae
Gene: sapcd1
Product: suppressor APC domain containing 1
Exons: 4
Coding region: 431-916 (161 amino acids)
Source: RefSeq, a predicted model, not a curated record
CACAUUCCACGACGUGUUUGAGCAGGGAGCGCUGCGGGACUCUCCGAGCGACGCUCGCCUCCCGGGACGAAAGCACCUUUUCCGCGUCUCUUCUGCCCCCGCCCUUCUGUGCCGUGCUGUAUGUUCGCUUUUCCGCAGCCCCCUCCCCAUUUUAAUGUUUCUCUUUUCCCUCGGUGUUUUUGCUCCGUUCUCCCGUCAGCCUCGCUCUGUCAAUAAACCCCCCGUCGCAGCGACACGUGGAAUUUUUCAUUAGCCUGCCCUGCAGCUGUGUCCUCCCCGCGUUGCUUGCUUUCUCUCUCUCUCUCUCUCUCUCUCUCUCUCUCUCUCUCUCCCUCUCUCUUUUUCCCUUGCUUCGUGCACUCUCUCAGUGUGGGGCCGUGUCCUGCGCCGAUCCUCAGCUUUCCUCCUGCAUCCAGGUUAGGAUGCCCCCAUGGCCUGUCCGGGGUCCUACACCGUGGUCCUCAUCCCCCUUCAGAACAGCCUGCAGAGCCUGGAUGCUGUCCGCUUCUUCCUCUGGCUGAGGAGGCUGAAGCAGCUGGAGCAGGAGAAGGACUGCCUGUGGACGGGGCUGCAGGUUCUGGAGCAGGUCCGGUCGUGGUACCGCCAACGGUUGGAGGAGAACAGGCAGCUGCAGGGGGGUGCUGGGCCCCGGAGCGGCCAGCUGGGACGUCCGUCCAGAGACUGUCUUAUCCGGUCCUGUAUCCAGCGGGUGAACAGCACUCUGGGUAAACUGAUGUGUGACCCCAUUGUGCUCGGCGUUCCGUCCCCAGACGAGGGUGGGGCCUCAGACUCCGGUCUUCGGUGGCAGAACACUGUCCUUAUUAAGGAGGUGAGUGAGAAGAGUCGGCGGAUCUCCGUCCUCGAGCAGGAGCGGGACUGGCUCCUCCGGAAACUGAGCGAGCUGCAGACAAGCUGACAGAGCAUCGCGGGACGUGCCCGAUGACCUCCCCUAACGUUCACACGCUCCUUCUCACGCACCUGCGCGAGCACACAAAAUGAUCCCGGAAGUGUGUGUGUGUGUACCACGCAUACCUGGUGUUACUCACUCAGCUAUGAUGAUUGUAUGACGUUUGUCUCUUUUCCUUUGCGUGUGUUUCUUGGUUCUGUUGUGUGAUGUCGGAAAGCAGCUAAUGUAUAGAGAAUGUGGUUUAAUAUAACUUAAAAUAUGCUUAAUAAAGAUUUUAAAUGAGCAGGAGUGUCCACGCAUGAACG